Molecule: messenger RNA, 1067 nt
Organism: Magallana angulata
Lineage: Eukaryota; Metazoa; Mollusca; Bivalvia; Ostreida; Ostreidae
Exons: 9
Coding region: 98-907 (269 amino acids)
Source: RefSeq, a predicted model, not a curated record
AUUACAAUAUUAGCUUCCGAUUUGCGCUAACUAAUCCAUAAUCAGAGUGACUCAACCUGUCUGAAUUGUUGAAGAGUACAUAUCAGACGAUCAAACAAUGUGGUUGGUACGUCUUCAUCUUUACAUCUCAAGUUUCGCCUAUCUAUCAGCUGUUGCCUACGUGGACGUGGGGAUGAGGACACCAAUAACCUACGGCAAUGAGAGUCUCUCCGUAGUGUGUGAGCCCCACGCUGCUUACAAAGGAAGCAUAGAAAGAAUUGAGAUGAUCCGAGUGUAUGUUGAAUGGGAUGGCGCCAAACUGGGGACCAUGCAGUCAAAGUUGGCCAGGAUCAUGAGAAAGAACGGGUCAGAUGUCUUACAGAAAGGACCGGCCAAAACCGACAGGUACAUCAUCACAGGAAAUAUGAGCACGGUUGACGCGGCCUACCUGAGAGUUCACGUGAGCGCCAGUAACGUCAUGUGCUCUGACAGCCGGCUCUUCCGGUGCGAGAUGCAGUUUAUAUUUAAGAACAAAACAAGGGCCGAUGAUGUCAGUGACAGGGCCACAUGUGUCCAAGGACCGUGUAACAAAUGUGAAGUUGGUCCUCAAAAUUUCGUAGAAAGCACAGAUAAACAAACAGACGAAAUGGGAAAAACAAUGAAAGACCCCCUGUUCCUGGCCAGUGUGGGACUAGCCGUGAUUGGUUUUCUUUGUCUCGUGGCCGGUCUCACUCUCAUUGUCGUAACUAAGAAGGAACAAAAGGUUAGAUCCAACGGAAACCCGAUUGCUGUUUGUAAUUCCCACGACAACGCAGCAUGCUAUGCAGAAUUAGAUGAUGUACAAGAUGUGAACAGGAAUAACAAUGAUUAUGUGGCAACGAUGCAAAGGAAACAAGAGGAAAAUAUGUACUCAGCACUUAAAAUAUGACUGUAAAAUUGACAUCACUGUGAGCUUCCGAUGUUCAAUUGGACCAUUUUUGAUUUGAUCGUACAUUAACUGUUAUGUUUCAUUCGAACGUUUAUUUUUGAACAAGUAUGUUUUGUAUGUUUGUCAACAGAUUGAAUAUAACUUUUAUAUAUAUUCUUAA